AUGCAGUGCACAGUGUUCUAUUGGUUUGUGUGGGUGGUGUCAGUGUGUUUGGUAGCCUCUAUCGAGGUGCACGAAAACCCGAAUGAAGAGAAUACGACCACCGAUUCCGGGAUGCUGAAAAGCACGUUGCCCAACAGUUCGGUGGCGACGGUCGGAAGUGGAGCGAACAAUGAACCCGGCAAACAGCACGUGACAGCAAGUGGCACACAAGCCAACAACGGUGGUAAUUCCGAGGAUUACACCAUCGUCCCCAGUAACCACAAGCCUGCAACAAACAACAACCAGCCAAAGCACAGUCCGAGUUAUCGCGAUGCGCCAUUAUCGAUUACGCCAACGGUUUCGUCUUUGGCCUCGUCGUCGUCGUCGACAUCUUCAUCACCACAAUCAGCUUCCGCGGUCGCAACGCAGUCUUCUUCUUCCGGAUCGUCUUCUAAAAACUCCGGUGCAGCGAAGGAUAUCGCUGGCGGAAGUAACUUGGUGCAGCAUCAGAUAUCUGGAUACAAGAAGCGACAGCUGUACGCGGGAUCUUAUCAACAGCUCACGAAAAACGCAACAAAUGAUAGAAGCUAUGACAAGGACAACCAAGCACCUUCGAAGGAGUUUGUCCCUUCACCAGAACUGGUACCCUAUUUCCCAUCUGAAGAGAACCAACAGCUUCACCAUCACCACCACCAACAUUCUCAUUCUCAUCAGUAUCAGCAGCAUGCAAUCCACCAGGUUGACGCGCCAUAUCCUGCCAGCGUGGUGACGUCCGACUCCAAGUGGUUUGGCGGCAAUUACGCCCCGGGUGGGCCCGUCGAUAACGAGCUGCGAAGUGGCGGUGCAAAACCUGCUGCUGGUGGCCCUGGUUGGCCAUCGACCGCCAACAAGUGGGAACAACACCCGAAGAGCGGAAAACUCCUUUGGCUGCCAAAUGGCAACGGCGGCGGCGAACAGGACAGUCCAUUUAGCCGGCCAAAGCCAAAGUUAAACCCUCCAAAGGGCAAAUGGAAGUGGGUACCGGUUGAGGAGGAGGGCGGCAGUGAUGGCGGUGACGGAGAUGAUUCACUGCAGCAGGGUGAAAAGGCCCCGGCUGACCUUGAGAGCAAAAUCGUGGCCGGUCAUCAUCAUUUCUACAAAUUCCCCCCUCGAGAGCAUCCCUACUCGUUUGUUGGUGGUGGCGAGGAUGGUGGAGGUACGACAGGUCAAUCUCCGUUUAGCGGUGGCGGAUCGACGUCUGAUGAGGCCCCAGCAGGAAAUACGGCCAGCAAUCCGUUGGACUUUUUCUACAGCACCGCGUUUGGGGAAGCUGGCGGCGUCUCAACGAAGCUCAAAACCGGUGGCAAAGGCGGUGAUGCAGACUCGCUCAAGAAAGGAGGCGUUUCGCCGUGGAAAAAGAUCAUUCACGUACUGACGGCGGCCAUUCCAAUCGGACUCAUUAUCUCGGCACUAACCCCGCAGGUUGUCUACGUGAAUCCCAACAUGACACUGCCGCCCGUCCAGAUGCAGACUCCGACGCCGAUAAGUGCCACCGGCGGCAGCUUUACCAAUCCGACCCGCCAACGGUCGGAGGACCAGCUGGGCGGUGGGGACAAUCCGUUGGUUGGUUUUAUUAGCGCCCUGUCGGCGAAUCCGAUUGUCGAGCGGUGGCCAUCGAGCACGGGCUGCGAGGAGAGAUCUUUCUGCGAAAUGGCCCGACUCGGGAGGAACAGCGGUACGGAUGCACUGCUCAGGAUGCUCUGGAAAACUGCAAAUGAGACCCCAUCCGACCGUGCCCGCCAGAGCGGACUGGACGAGAUUUUCCGAGCCGUCAGAGACGAUGACUGUUUAAGAUUUCACUGUGAAGCCACUUAAUCCUGCGCGCGGCUCAAGUCUUAUCGCCCAAAAUCGCGCUGCGCGCUCCAAGGCACAACAACAACAUUUUGCCGGUCGUGACGUGCGGCAACUUUGGUGAAGCUUCCCGAUUUCUACGCGCGCAAUUACUAUACUCAACUCAAGCACUCGAGAGCAUUCAUCACUUUCGUCGGAGAUGGGACAGAUGUGCGAAUAAUAAAAGUUUUCUUUGAACUAGGGUCUCGAGACCCACUUGUGCGUAAAAUAAGAAGUGAAAGUUACGUAACUCUUCGAGUUGGAGUGUUCUUCUCUCCGAGGAUGAUAUUAUGUGUAUGUGAUGUGGUGUGUACUUUCGUUUUUUUCCUACUCAUGAA
This is a messenger RNA of Culex pipiens pallens (northern house mosquito), 2186 nucleotides long. RefSeq lists its product as uncharacterized. Bases 1 to 1833 code for a protein of 610 amino acids. Lineage: Eukaryota; Metazoa; Arthropoda; Insecta; Diptera; Culicidae. The transcript is spliced from 6 exons. The record is from RefSeq and is a predicted model, not a curated record.